CGGCGGCGGCGGCGGCGGCGGCGGUUACUAUGGCGGAGUCGGCCGGAGCCUCCUCCUUCUUCCCCCUUGUAGUCCUCCUGCUGGCGGGCAGCGGCGGCUCGGGACCCCGGGGGAUCCAGGCUCUGCUGUGUGCGUGCACCAGCUGCCUACAGGCCAACUACACAUGUGAAACAGAUGGGGCCUGCAUGGUUUCCAUCUUCAACCUGGACGGGAUGGAGCAUCAUGUGCGCACCUGCAUCCCCAAGGUGGAGCUGGUCCCUGCCGGGAAGCCCUUCUACUGCCUAAGCUCAGAGGAUCUUCGGAACACUCACUGCUGCUAUACCGACUUCUGCAACAAGAUUGACCUCAGGGUGCCCAGUGGCCACCUCAAGGAGCAGGAGCCCGAGCACCCUUCCAUGUGGGGCCCUGUGGAGCUGGUGGGCAUUAUUGCUGGCCCAGUCUUCCUCCUGUUUCUCAUCAUCAUCAUCGUUUUUCUUGUCAUUAACUAUCAUCAACGUGUCUACCACAACCGCCAGAGACUGGACAUGGAGGACCCUUCAUGUGAGAUGUGUCUCUCCAAAGACAAAACACUCCAGGAUCUUGUCUACGAUCUUUCCACAUCAGGAUCUGGCUCAGGGUUACCCCUUUUUGUCCAGCGCACAGUGGCUCGAACUAUCGUUUUGCAGGAGAUUAUUGGCAAAGGCCGGUUUGGGGAAGUGUGGCGUGGCCGCUGGAGGGGUGGUGAUGUGGCGGUGAAAAUUUUCUCUUCUCGUGAAGAACGCUCAUGGUUCCGGGAAGCAGAGAUAUACCAGACAGUUAUGCUGCGCCAUGAAAACAUCCUUGGAUUUAUUGCUGCUGACAAUAAAGAUAAUGGCACCUGGACCCAACUAUGGCUUGUCUCUGACUAUCAUGAGCAUGGUUCCCUGUUCGAUUACCUGAACCGCUACACAGUGACCAUCGAGGGGAUGAUUAAAUUAGCCCUGUCUGCUGCCAGUGGAUUGGCACACCUGCAUAUGGAGAUUGUGGGCACUCAAGGAAAGCCUGGAAUUGCUCACCGAGACUUAAAGUCCAAGAACAUCCUGGUAAAGAAAAACGGCAUGUGCGCCAUCGCGGACCUGGGCCUGGCUGUCCGUCAUGACGCGGUUACUGACACCAUUGACAUCGCCCCAAAUCAGAGGGUGGGAACCAAACGAUACAUGGCUCCUGAAGUGCUUGAUGAAACCAUUAACAUGAAACACUUUGACUCCUUUAAAUGUGCUGAUAUCUACGCCCUUGGGCUUGUAUACUGGGAGAUUGCUCGAAGAUGCAAUUCUGGAGGAGUCCAUGAAGAAUACCAGCUGCCAUAUUACGACCUGGUGCCCUCUGACCCUUCCAUUGAGGAAAUGCGAAAGGUUGUUUGUGACCAGAAGUUACGGCCCAACAUCCCCAACUGGUGGCAGAGUUAUGAGGCACUGCGGGUGAUGGGGAAGAUGAUGCGGGAGUGCUGGUACGCCAAUGGCGCAGCCCGCCUCACGGCGCUGCGCAUCAAGAAGACCCUCUCCCAGCUGAGCGUGCAGGAAGACGUGAAGAUCUAAGCUGCUUCCCUUGCCUACUCGAAUCUGGGCAGCGAGGCUGACCCGCAGUUGCCGUGCUGAGUACAGUGGAGGUCUACCUCUUGUUUCUGCCCAGCCCUCUGGCCAGAACCCUGGCCCGCAAGAGGGACAGAGCCCGGGAGACUUGCUCACUCCCAUGUUGGGUUUGAGACACAGACACCUUUUAUAUUUACCUCCUGAUGGCAUAGAGACUCUGAAAACAAAUUGUGUGGAGUACUCGAUGCCACAACUCAAACUGCUUGCAGUGAGAAGUCCGCAAAACCGGUGCAUCUGGCAUGUAGCCAGGAGUGGUGAAAGGGUGGCCUGGGAGGGGCCAAGAGGACCCUAGUUGCAUUGUGGUUAGUGCUAAGCUGGGCCGUGGAUAUUCCUCCAGGGACCAGCUGACCUCGUACCAAAGUGUCCAGAGGAACUGGAAGUGAGCCCCUCUCACAGGCAGCUCUGAGCCACGCGCUCUCCUCACUCAGACAUCUGGAGGGACUGCCAGUGGAGACGCACCCUGCGCCUGUCUGUCAAGCCACGUGUGCAUGUGCCGAGGUGUAUCCCCUGUUGUGCCUGGUCUGUGCCACGCCCUUACACGUGUGUGUGUAUGUGUGUGUCUGUAGGUGCGCACUUACCUGCUUGAGCUUUCUGUGCAUGUGCAGGCCAGGGGUGUGAUGGUCAUGCUGUCUCUGUGUGCUGAUGCCUCUAUCAUGGUGAGCAGCGUCCAGUUUCCCUGGUACCCUCCUGAAGGUCUCUCUUGGCCCCCAGCCCCUUCCAGGGUGGUCUUCUUUUCCCAGCAAGCUGCUCUGCCCACCCUGUGUCAGUAUGGCUCUCCUCUUCCAUUUCAGACCAGAACCAAAGCUGGCCCAGUUGUCCAUGGCAGAAGAGGCUUUUGGGUCAGAAUGUGAGGGGGAGAGGGAUGAACUGGGAAAUAAUGUAGGCAGAAGGCUUGGCUGUUUUGGGCAGUGUCAAGUGUGGGACAUGAGCCAGCCCAGACGUGGCUUCUCAACAAUGUCUAGGAAGGGCCAGGGAAUCUGAAGCCAGAUCUUGGAACUCAGAUAGGAACGUCACAUCUGUCCAUCCCACCCCAGAUUCUGCAAACUGCAGUGUAUAUUUUUGGUGGUGGUGGGUUUGGG
Jaculus jaculus (lesser Egyptian jerboa) is the source of this 2686-nucleotide messenger RNA. It is a transcript of the gene Acvr1b, whose product is annotated as activin A receptor type 1B. The transcript is spliced from 9 exons. Gene Ontology annotation, molecular function: ATP binding; activin binding; activin receptor activity, type I. Gene Ontology annotation, biological process: activin receptor signaling pathway; cellular response to growth factor stimulus; nervous system development. NCBI's taxonomy places the organism in Eukaryota, Metazoa, Chordata, Mammalia, Rodentia, Dipodidae. The record is from RefSeq and is a predicted model, not a curated record. Gene Ontology annotation, cellular component: plasma membrane; activin receptor complex. The coding region runs from base 30 to 1553 and encodes 507 amino acids.